AUGUUUGGUGGUGGUGGUGAUGAAGGUGGUUGUUGUAGUGGUGGUGGUGGUGGUGGGGAUGGCGGUUGUGGAGGUGGUGGUGGCGGCAGCGGCAGCAAUGUGGUGGUGGUGGUGUUGGUUGUGGAGAUGGUGGAGGAUGUGGAGGUUUUGGAGGAGGAGGUGGUUGUGGUGGUGGUGGUGGUGGAGGUGCCACUGUGGCCGGCCACGUUUUGGCCGGCCGUGCUCUCGUCCGGCCACCAAAGUCGACGGGGCCGGUACCAAAAUGACCGGGCCGCCGUCCUCUUCCUACCCCAGCCGGGUCUCACCGCCAGCCGCCGGGAUUUCGCCGGAAAAUCGAAGAAAACAGCCCGGUUUCGCCUGAAACUUCGCCGGCUUCGUUCUCCGUCGUCCGGCCACCGAUUCCGGCAAGUGAGGUAUGGUUUCUCACCUAUUUUCCGAGCUCUAGCUGAUGGUUGGGUAUUACCAGGAUCGUGUAGGAUUCGACGGAUCGUAAAACGGAGUCCCGGAUACUCCGGAAAUGCCAACCCUGGGGCCCAGUGUGAGGUCGCACGCGUCUUUGGGUUAGCCGGCGUGUUGACAGGCCCCGCCCAGUGUGAGGUCGCACGCGUCUUUGGGUUAGCCGGCGUGUUGACAGACCCCGCCCAGUGUGAGGUCGCACGCGUCUUUGGGUUAGCCGGCGUGUUGACAGACCCCGCCCAGUGUGAGGUCGCACGCGUCUUUGGGUUAGCCGGCGUGUUGACAGACCCCGUACGUGGCCGGGCCCAGUGUGAGGUCGCACGCGUCUUUGGGUUAGCCGGCGUGUUGACAGGCCCCGCCCAGUGUGAGGUCGCACGCGUCUUUGGGUUAGCCGGCGUGUUGACAGGCCCCGCCCAGUGUGAGGUCGCACGCGUCUUUGGGUUAGCCGGCGUGUUGACAGACCCCGUACGUGGCCGGGCCCAGUGUGAGGUCGCACGCGUCUUUGGGUUAGCCGGCGUGUUGACAGACCCCGCCCAGUGUGAGGUCGCACGCGUCUUUGGGUUAGCCGGCGUGUUGACAGACCCCGUACGUGGCCGGGUGGAAAUUUUGGGGAAUGUUCAAUUUACAGGGGAGACUUUGCCGAAAUUUUGGCAGAAAGUCUCGUGCCCUAAAUCCUCUCUGGUAAAAGAGGACGUAGAUUUAAGGAGUAAACCCGGCGUGGGUGUGAUGCCGGGGUCUCCGCAGGGUUCGUCUCGGGUUCCGGGAAAUUCGGGACGGGUCCUUAUCUCGCUGCUUAAAAACUUCGAUGUUAGUGAUGUUCGUUCACUUGAAAGAGAUUUUUGUUCCUCUCAUAAGGAUAAGACGGAAUUGCCCCCGUCUCUCACACACUCUCUCUCUCCCGCGCGUCCUCUCUCUCUCCUCUGGUUUCGCGACAGCCACUGUGGCCGGCCACGUUUUGGCCGGCCGUGCUCUCGUCCGGCCACCAAAGUCGACGGGGCCGGUACCAAAAUGACCGGGCCGCCGUCCUCUUCCUACCCCAGCCAGGUCCCGCCGCCAGCCGCCGUGAUUUCGCCGGAAAACGAAGAGAAAAGCUCGGUUUUGACCGAAACUUCGCCGGCUUCGUUCUCCGUCGUCCGGCCACCGAUUCCGGCAAGUGAGCGUAGGCAACUCGAUUUUCGAAUUGGGUUUCGGCCGGAUUUCGGGAUGAGAUUCCGGCCACUUCCGAGUCCCGAACGGAUAUCGCAUAUCGCGUAUUUUCCGGGUUCGCUGGGAUCGUGUAGGAUUCGACGGAUCGUAAAACGGAGUCCCGGAUACUCCGGAAAUGCCAACCCUGGGGUUAGGGUUUUAGUAACCGUCCGAUCGUGUGAUCGUGAGCGAUCCGACCGUCCGAUCUGGACCAAACUUGCAGGACAUGUGUCCUAG
Molecule: messenger RNA, 1878 nt
Organism: Prunus armeniaca (apricot)
Lineage: Eukaryota; Viridiplantae; Streptophyta; Magnoliopsida; Rosales; Rosaceae
Source: the annotation of a GenBank genome assembly